AUGUCGGCAUCUGACACACGUACUCUUUGCUGCAUAGCUGCAAUUACAAUGGAGGUCACCACCAUCCUCGCCGUCCUCGACGACUUCAACAUCAGCCAGGGUGCCCUCCAGCUCACCCCCCACGCCCUCAACAGUGUCGAAUACCUUGUCAACAAGUCCGGCCGCGUCCUCCUAAGCCGCCGUUUCACCCUAUGGCAAGACCUCCCUGGCGGCAAGCGCGUCGCAUCCUUCAGCACCAACUUCUCCAUCAACAUCUACCGCGUCGGCAACACCACCCCCGGCGAGGGCUUAGCCUUCAUGAUCGCCCCGGAGCUCGACAUGCCCGCCCGAAGAGAUGCCGGCUUCCUCGGCCUCACCAACGCCACCCUCAACGGAGACCCCAACAACCACCUCGUCGCCGUCGAGUUCGACACCGUCAAGCAGCCCUACGACCCUGCUGACAACCAUGUCGGCCUCGACGUCAACAACGUCGUCUCCAAAUCCACUAAAGAAGGUAAUAUCUUUAUUGAGGAUAAUUUCUGA
Elaeis guineensis (African oil palm) is the source of this 522-nucleotide messenger RNA. Lineage: Eukaryota; Viridiplantae; Streptophyta; Magnoliopsida; Arecales; Arecaceae. The record is from RefSeq and is a predicted model, not a curated record.